CUCUCACACGCACACCGCUAAUAAACCACUAAUACUUUUACUAUUCUCUAUCCACCCCUCUCUUCCUCUCUCUUUCUCUCUCUUUCUCUUUUGAAAUCUACGAUAAUAAGAAACGAAAAAGGGCAUUUCGUUAAAUGCUAACCACCGAAAGCAGUGAAUCCUCGGAUGCACCUGUGGUAGUAACGCUCAACAGCAACAGUAGUAAUAGUAGUAGUAGUAACAAUAACUACAACAACAGCAAUAACGAACAACACACGAACAACGUCUCCCGUUCUUCGAGCUUCCAUCACUCUUCCUCGCAACAAAAGCGGUCGAUCGGAAGCGCAGCCGAUAUCUUCAACAGUCUUAAAAUAUCAACGACCGUGCAGCAUCAAGAUCAAUCGACGCCUGCUUCGCCGAUCCCCUCGGCGACAGAUUCGCAGGUUGUCAUUCAAAGCAUUGAUGACUUUGUCAUCAAGGGAGCCAUCGGCUAUGGUUCGUCAGCAGUCGUGUACAGCGCUAUCUAUACGCCAUUGAAUCAUCGUGUGGCUCUCAAGAUGAUUGAUUUGGAUAUGUUUGAACGAAAUCAAAUCGAUGAACUUCGACGCGAAACCACCUUGAUGGCCUUAUCCAAACAUCCAAACGUGUUGCGCGUCCUGGGCUCAUUCGUACACGGAUCAAAAUUAUACAUUGUCACUCCGUAUCUUGCAGGAGGGUCAUGCUUGGAUAUCAUGAAGACCAAUUUCCGUGAAGGAUUGGACGAACUCAGCAUUGCCACGAUCCUGAAACAGGCGCUGGAGGCACUGGCUUAUUUGCACAAGAACGGACAUAUCCAUCGCGAUGUCAAGGCCGGUAACCUGUUGAUGGACGAGGAUGGCACAGUCCUCUUGGCCGAUUUUGGCGUGUCGAGCUCGUUGAUGGAUACGGGUGAUCGAGGCGUGCGAAAGACAUUUGUAGGCACGCCCUGUUGGAUGGCACCCGAAGUCAUGGAACAAGCCGGCUAUGACUACAAGGCCGAUAUCUGGAGUUUCGGUAUCACUGCUAUCGAACUGGCUACUGGCCAUGCUCCUUUUGCAAAGCUGCCUCCUCUCAAGGUGCUGAUGAUGACGCUGUCCAGUGAUCCACCUACGUUAGUGCGGGAAACCACAAAACACAAAUACUCACGUGUCUUUAAGGACAUGAUUGAUCUGUGUCUCAACAAGGAUCCUUCAAAACGACCUACGGCAGAAAAGUUAUUGCAGCAUCAGUUCUUUAAGCAGGCGAAGCGACGUGACUAUCUUGUUAAAACAUUAUUGACGGACUUGCCAGCCCUUGAACAGCGUCCACACAAGAAGAUUCCUCAACGCCAGAUCUCGAUCACAAAGACUGAUGAGUGGGAUUUUCAAGACGAUGACGUUGAAGAAGAAUCGAAAGACAAGCAACAACAACAGCAGCAGCAGCAGCAGCAACAAUCUACUAGUCAACAACAACAACAACAACAACAGGUGCAAGGCGGAAGACGGCAUAUUUCGUUUGGAGAUGUUGUCGUGAAAAAUCCGCCUCAACCCUAUGCAGCGUCUGUUCAAGCAGAAGUUGUGGCACCUACCAAAAAGUCUCGGUUUGUUGUGGAAGAAACUUCGCGCGAACAAGUCCCCUCGAUGCCCGCAGGAGGAGGAGGAGGAGCAACCGGCGAUCUUUCAAUCCCAUGCUCACGUCAGGCCAGCGUUUCAGAAACGAACAAUAGUCCGAUGUUGGCGCCUUUAACAGACAACAGUUCCGAUGAAGGUGUUAAGAAAGGCCGCUUCAGCGUCAAUAAGCAAUCCGAGCAACAGCAACAACAGCAGCAGCAGCAGCAAGAUAAACCACAUCAACAACAACAACAGUUACAGACAGCAGACUCGACUGCAUCAUCAACAUCAUCUGACAAGCCGAUUUCUAAAUCAGCUAGCCAUGAUAAUAUAGCAGGCACGCUAGAUCGUAAAUCCCGGUUUGAGGUGCACCAUGGCGAUCAUCAUCAGGCAACAACAACAAGCACGACAUCCUCAUCGGCGUCGCCACAACUCUCUGCUGUUGCCGCAGUAAAUAACCUGUCGUUAUCGCGUGAUAAUUCAUUGUCGUCGGUGAAUGGCCAUGCUUUAACACGAGACGGAUCAUCCCACUCGCGGCUGCCGGCAAGAUACCAACCUUUAACAGAUACCAAAGACGAUCACAGCAGAAAAGUUGGCCGAUUCGAGCUAUCGUCUGAAUCGGGUCGACCUAGUGGUGCUGGUGGUGGCAGUGGUGCUAGCAACAAUAACGAGAAAUCAGAUGUGCUGCAUCCGUACGAAUACUCAUCAUCGUCAAGCACAUCGCCUUCGUCAUCGUUAUCGCGCGGCCAGUUAUUGCGACUCGGCUCAGAUCAAGCGUUGCCCACGUUUCAAACACAUAUGGAGGAACUCAUCAAAGUGAACGAAACGCAACGAAAUCUAUUGCAAGAACUCUCCGGCAUACUCAAAUCAACCACAUCAUCAACAACAACAGCAUCAUCAUCAUUAUCAUCAUCAAUAAUAAAGAAGUCCGGAUCAUCCGAUACACAGGAAAGACCCAAUAGUAAUAUGGACGAACUUUUAUCUACAGUGGAUACGUUGGAGACACAGCUGCAGGCAUCGAUGCGGGAAAAUCAAUCUUUACAACGGGAAAACGAGGCACUCCGAAGGGAAAUUGAAAAUAUUCGUACCAGUAGCAGCGGUGGUAGUAGUAGUAGUAGCAGUGCUGCUGGUGGCAGUGCUAAUAAAACAUAACCGCACUUUUUUUUUUUUUUCUGAAACGUGGAGAUCGAAUUUUUUUUCUUUGGUGAUUGAGAG
Molecule: messenger RNA, 2801 nt
Organism: Zychaea mexicana
Lineage: Eukaryota; Fungi; Mucoromycota; Mucoromycetes; Mucorales; Lichtheimiaceae
Product: kinase-like domain-containing protein
Exons: 10
Coding region: 135-2738 (867 amino acids)
Biological process (GO): protein phosphorylation
Molecular function (GO): protein serine/threonine kinase activator activity; ATP binding; protein kinase activity
Source: RefSeq, a predicted model, not a curated record